Messenger RNA from Hypoxylon trugodes, 1449 nucleotides. RefSeq lists its product as uncharacterized. Gene Ontology annotation, molecular function: peptidyl-prolyl cis-trans isomerase activity; macrolide binding. Gene Ontology annotation, cellular component: nucleolus; chromatin. The transcript has 4 exons. NCBI's taxonomy places the organism in Eukaryota, Fungi, Ascomycota, Sordariomycetes, Xylariales, Hypoxylaceae. Bases 1 to 1449 code for a protein of 482 amino acids. The record is from RefSeq and is a predicted model, not a curated record.
AUGCCUCUGUUGCCUAUCGCCCUCUAUGGGCUCGAGGUUCCCGCGCAAGGCGUCAUGGUCCCUGCCAUGCAGGAAGAGGGAAUUCCUGGUGCUGCUUAUCGCAUUACUAUGGCUGCUCUCGACCCAACCGAGGCACCUGAAGCUGACGAAGAGGGUAACAUCCCCAACGUCCCACGAUCUACCCUCAAGCUCAUUCGCAAGCGACCUUCCCUCGACGACGAUGAUGAUGAGACUCGCGAUUACCUUGAGCGACUGUUAGCUGGCGAUUCCUCUGACGAGGAUGACGAGGAUGAUGAUGAAGAAGAGGAGGAGGAAAACUCCGAUGAUGAGCCCAAUGGCGGCCCCAGUGAUCCUGCCAAGUCCAAGAGGGCCCGACAAGAAGCUGCUCUACAGAAGCUUAUCAAGGCCGCUCAAGAAGAGCAGGAUUCGGAUGAGGAGAUGGGUGAUGAUGCCAAGCCAAAUGGCAAGGUUAACAAGAAGGGCAAGGAGCCUGCUACCUCCAGCGAUGAUGAAGAUGAUGAUGACAGCGUUGGCUCGGCUGCGUUGGAUCUCGAGGAACUCGUCGUCUGCACCCUCGAUACUGAACGCAACUACCAACAACCUCUCGACAUCGUCAUUGGUCCUGAUGAGGAGGUUUUCUUCAUCGUCAAGGGUACCCACACCGUCCACUUGACGGGUAACUACGUUGUUGACCCCGAAGAGAGCGACGAGGAUGGAUCUGACGAAGACUACGAUAUGGAGGGUAUCGAGGACUAUGAUUCUGAGGACUCCGAAGUAGACGAGCUUGAUGACCUCCAAGAUCCUCGUGUUACCGAGAUUGACUCCGACGAGGAGGAGGCCCCCAAGCUAGUAGCUGCCCAAGCCAAGAAGGGCAAGAACAAGCGCCCUGCCGAAGACGAGGCAGAGAGCCUCGAUGACCUCAUGGCUAAAGCCGAAGAGGCCAAGCUCAGCAAGAAGCAACAGAAGAAGCUAAAGAACAACAAGGGCGAGGCUAUUGCCAAGGAGGAUGCUGCUAAGGACAGUGCUUCCAAGGGUGACAAGAAAGUCCAGUUCGCUAAGAACCUUGAGCAGGGUCCCACUGGUUCCGCUGCUGCGGAGAAGGGCUCAGCUACUCUUGGUGUGAAGGUUGUUCAGGGCGUCACUGUUGACGACCGCAAGGUUGGAUCCGGUCGUCCCGCCAAGAAGGGUAGCAAGGUUGAGGUCCGAUAUAUCGGCAAGCUACAAGAUGGCAAGGUUUUUGAUGCCAACAAGAAGGGAAAGCCAUUCAGCUUCACUGUAGGAAAGGGUGAGGUUAUCAAGGGAUGGGAUGUCGGUAUCCAGGGCAUGUCUGUCGGUGGUGAGCGUCGUCUUACCAUUCCCGCCAACCUCGCCUAUGGCAGCAAAGCGCAACCCGGUAUCCCUGGCAACAGCACGUUGAUUUUCGAUGUCAAGCUUUUGGCAAUCAAAUAA